AUGACUCCAAGGGAUCGCCGCAUCCUAUCAUUCCCGGCGGUUCACCCCUGCGAUGGCAUAUCUCCGCCCACACUUCUCGCCUCACUCAUCACUCUCUCCCAAACCGUAUGCAAUUUCCAACCUCGAUUCUUCCUCACCCAACGUCACAACGCACGAGAAACGAUACGCCAAAUUGGCAUACUCUUAAUUCUCCUUCAAGAAAUUCGAGACCGCGCUUUAUCAAUCCCUAACUCCACCCUCCUCUGCCUCGCAGAACUCCACUUUGCCUUACAAAAGAUCCACUUCUUGAUGCAAGAUUGCACACUCGAAGGCGCGCGCCUAUUAAUGCUCGCCAAAUCGCAACACGUCGCAUCCCAGUUCCGCGCCCUCAUUCGCGCCGUCGCCACCUCCCUCGACGUUUUGCCUCUUCACCAGUUCGAUGUGUGCGCAGAAGUCAGGGAAUUGGCGGAGUUAGUUACGAGGCAAGCGAGGAAAGCCAAGUUCGAAGUGGACCCCAGCGACGCUCGUGCGUGCAAAACCCUCCAUACUGCUCUGCGCCUGUUCGCGAGGGGAACCGAACCUGACAACAGUUCCAUUCAGGGAAUCAUUGACUACCUCGAAAUUAGAACCUGGACGGAUUGCAGUAAAGAGAUUAAUUUCCUAGAAGAAGAAAUCAGCUUAGCGUGUCGCGAUCGUGACGAGCGAGAGGUUCCGUUGAUCAGUAGCUUGGUAGGGUUCUUAAGUUACUGCAGAGGUGUGAUUUUCGAAACCAUGGAAGACACGAAUCAAUCCGAAGGGAGAUGCAGCACGGAGAUGACACCGUUAUCUGUAUCAUUACUAACGUCUGUUAAUCCAGAGGAUUUCCGCUGCCCGAUCUCCCUCGAGUUGAUGACCGAUCCGGUGACGGUGUCAACGGGUCAAACCUACGACCGAGCCUCCAUUCAGAAAUGGCUCAAAGCUGGGAACACCACAUGUCCCAAAACAGGGGAGAAGCUAACAAACACAGAGUUGGUCCCCAACACAACGCUCAAGAGGCUCAUCCAACAGUUCUGCGCCGAUAACGGCAUUUCACUCAACAACCCAUGUAACAGUAACCGCAACAUCGGCGCAGUUAGUCCCGCGGCGGCGCACGCCGUGCAAUUCCUGGCGUGGUUCCUGACGCGGAGCCUGGCAUUCGGAACGCAAGAACAGAAGCGCAAGGCAGCGUAUGAGAUUCGCGUGCUUGCAAGAACCAGCAUUUUCAAUAGGGCUUGUUUGAUUGAAGUGGGAACAGUGUCUCCUCUACUAGAACUUUUAGCUUCUGCAUCUAACGACAAAUCCACUCAAGAGAACGCAAUAUCCGCUCUAUUGAAGCUCUCUAAACAUCCGAAUGGACCAAAAGAUAUCAUUUCCAGUGGUGGCCUAACCGUAAUUCUUUCCGUGUUGAAAAAUGGAGUUAGCAUAGAAGCUCGUCAAGUAGCUGCUGCUAUCAUGUUUUAUCUCUCUUCGGUGAAAGAGCACCGGAAAAUAAUAGGUGAGAACCCCGAGGUGAUUCCGGCUUUGGUGAAGCUAGUUAAGGAAGGAACAACCUGCGGGAGAAAGAACGCUGUGGUUGCGCUUUUCGGGUUGCUUUUACUUCCUAAGAAUCACCAAAGGGUGGUCGCUGCAGGUGCGGUUCCUGCGCUGCUUGACAUUUUGGCUUCUUCGGAUAAGGAGGAGCUGGUUACUGAAUCAUUGGCGGUUCUUGCAGCGCUGGCUGAGAAUGUUGAUGGGGCGCGGGCGAUAUUGAAAGGUUCGGCGUUGGUGUUGAUUACGGGUACGCUGCGUUCUGCCACGUCACGCGCGGGAAAAGAGCACUCUGCUUCGAUUUUGUUGUCGCUUUGCGUGAAUGUUGGGGCGGAGGUGGUGGCGGUUCUGGCGAAGGAUCCUUCGGUGAUGCCUGCGCUAUAUUCGCUUGUGACGGGUGGGAGUUGUCACGGUGCGAAGAAAGCGCGGUUCCUUAUCAAAGUUAUACAAGAUUUCCACGAGACUAGAACUUCUGGACUCAAGGGUUCCUCUCCUCCGCAGGAACCAGCGCUUCACGUUUGGUGA
Molecule: messenger RNA, 2049 nt
Organism: Sphenostylis stenocarpa
Lineage: Eukaryota; Viridiplantae; Streptophyta; Magnoliopsida; Fabales; Fabaceae
Source: the annotation of a GenBank genome assembly